AUGUUGAACGGAUACAGAUUAGCUAGAUCAGCUGUACGACCUCUCAAGGGAGUUUCAGCUCAACAAAAGAGGAAUUUAUCAAUUCACGAAUAUCAAUCUGUUCAAUUACUCAACUCUUACGGUAUCCCCACCCCUAAAGCCCUUCCUGCUUUUUCCGCUGAAGAAGCUGAACAAGUAGCUAAAUCAUUUGGCAAAGAUGAAUUGGUCAUCAAAGCUCAGGUGUUAGCUGGUGGAAGAGGUAAAGGUCAUUUCGAUUCGGGUUUCCAAGGUGGUGUGCAAAUGGUUGAUUCCCCCGCUCAAGCUAAGGACUACGCCUCCAAGAUGUUAGGUCACAAGCUCAUUACCAAGCAGACCGGAGCCGCAGGACGAAUCUGUAAUGCCGUCAUGCUCGCUGAGCGAAUGCCACCUCAAAAGGAGUACUACGCUGCGGUAUUGAACGACCGAGCGAGAGGUGCACCAGUCUUAGUCACUUCUUCUCAAGGAGGUAUGAACAUUGAAGAUGUAGCUCACGACACUCCCGAAGCUAUCAUCACCACCACUUUGGAUUUCGAUAAUGGUAUUUCCCAAGAGAAGGCUUUAGACUUGGCCAAACAGCUAGGAUUCAAGGAUUCGGCUCAAAAGAACGCUGCUGAAACUUUCCAAAAUCUCUACAAGAUCUUCAAGGAGAAGGACGCUACGCAGAUUGAAAUUAACCCGUUGGCUGAAUUGUCAGAUGGUCAGGUUUUAUGUAUGGAUGCCAAAUUCGGUUUCGAUGACAAUGCCGAUUUCAGACAAAAGGAUGUGUUCAAACUCAGAGAUACUACUCAAGAGGAUGCUCAAGAAGUCGAGGCUGCCGAGUACGGACUCAACUUCAUCAAGCUCGACGGUGAUAUCGGAUGUCUCGUCAAUGGUGCUGGUCUUGCCAUGGCUACGAUGGACGUAUUGAACCUCCACGGUGGAUCUCCCGCUAAUUUCCUUGACGUCGGUGGUGGUGCUACUGCUGAUGCAGUCAAGAAAGCUUUCGAGCUCUUGUUGACUUCGAAGAAUGUCAAAUCGAUCUUCGUUAACAUUUUCGGUGGUAUUAUGAGAUGUGAUGUCAUCGCCGAAGGUAUCAUCAAAGCUACCAAGGAACUUGAAUUGAGCAUCCCCCUUGUUGUCAGAUUACAAGGUACGAAAGAAGCUGAGGCUAAGAAGAUGAUCAACGAAUCAGGAUUAAAGAUCUUCCCAUUCGACGGUCUCGACGAAGCUGCUGCCAAAGCUGUCGAAGCUGCUAAAUCAGGUAUCUAA
Molecule: messenger RNA, 1266 nt
Organism: Kwoniella botswanensis
Lineage: Eukaryota; Fungi; Basidiomycota; Tremellomycetes; Tremellales; Cryptococcaceae
Exons: 11
Coding region: 1-1266 (421 amino acids)
Biological process (GO): tricarboxylic acid cycle; succinyl-CoA metabolic process
Cellular component (GO): mitochondrion; succinate-CoA ligase complex
Molecular function (GO): ATP binding; succinate-CoA ligase (ADP-forming) activity
Source: RefSeq, a predicted model, not a curated record